This is a messenger RNA of Penicillium verhagenii, 1146 nucleotides long. RefSeq names its product Gfo/Idh/MocA family protein. Gene Ontology annotation, molecular function: nucleotide binding. The coding region runs from base 1 to 1146 and encodes 381 amino acids. The record is from RefSeq and is a predicted model, not a curated record. The transcript is spliced from 3 exons. NCBI's taxonomy places the organism in Eukaryota, Fungi, Ascomycota, Eurotiomycetes, Eurotiales, Aspergillaceae.
AUGUCGCCUCCCAUUCGCACCGCCAUAAUCGGCCUUUCCUCUUCCGCAGCUACUAACUGGGCAGCCGCCGCCCAUCUACCCUGCCUUAUCUCCCCGACCGGUCAAACACUCUUCAGCAUCAUUUCUCUCUGCAACAGUAGUCCCACUGCAGCCUCCAAUGCCAUCUCGACGUACAAUCUCGAUGCCUCUACGGUAAAGCCUUACGGCGACCCUGACUCCCUCGCCGCGGACCGUGCCAUCGACCUCGUCCUGUGCAACACCCGGGUUGAUAAACACCUGGAAACAGUCCUGCCCAGUCUCUUGUCCGGAAAAGAUGUGUAUAUCGAAUGGCCAAUCGCAUGCAACAAAAGCCAAAUAGAUGAGUUGAUUGCUGCUGCAGCUCUCGGCGGGGGCCGUGUGGCGAUAGGAUUACAGGGACGUUUUGCGCCCCCGGUGCUAAAGGUCAAAGAGGUUCUCGAGUCGGGAAGGGUGGGUAAGCUAUUGAGUACUGAGGUAAGAAUAUUUGGGGGCACGAGAGAUCGAGAAAUCUUGCCGAUCGGACUUAAAUACUUUGCCGAGAAAAAUAUCGGGGGCAAUCCGAUUGUGAUUGGUUUUGGACAUGUCAUCGACUAUAUCCAGUCUGUCGUGGGCGAUAUCAUCCCCGGAACAGAUGAAGCGCGGACCCAGAUCCAGCGUCCAGAUAUCCGCGUUCGAGAUCCACAGACCGAUACGAUUGUCGAGUCCAUUCGCUCCGACGUACCCGAUUUGCUUAGUCUGCAUGGAUCUCUACCCGAAUCCCCCCAUAUACACGCCAAUGCCAGUCUGAUCGCAUAUUUUCUCCGCGGCCAGCCCUACCCAGGCGAUCCAUCGCUAUCGUGGACCUUGACUGGAGAAAAAGGCACGAUUCGGUUGACCGCGCCCGCUGGUAUCUCGCUGCAAGCUGACGCAUAUGCCGAGCCCGUGACUAUCGCGGUGCACCAGUUCGACACGGACAAGGUGGAAAUGGUCCCCUGGGCUUGGUCGGAAAGGCAGAUGGAGGUGCCGACUCGGGCACGAUCAGUGCAGCAUUCCUUGAUCAGUUUUGCUAAUGCGGAUGAGUCGGGAUAUGUUUCGCUGGAGGAUGCAGCAAGGAGGGCCGGCCAGAUUGAAGGCUGGUUCAAAUGUUAG